AUGGCCGACGAUUACGGCCAAUCCAGGCAAGACGGCGCCUCUAGCGACCGUGUGUCGUCCAGGAUGGCUAACCCGGAGGGCAGCAGUGCGAGUCGGCCCAGCAGCGCGCGAGCCCCGGAUCGAGAUGGCCAGAGGUCAAGAGGAGCCCAACCGCCGCCGCCGCCCGCUGUCGGCGCUCAAGCGUCGUCCAGCAGCGCGCGGCCUGCAGUGGACUCGCAGCAGCAGCCACAGCAAUCACAACCGCAACAGGGCCUCAAACCCCCCCAGCGGAAGGGCAUGGGCCGCCGAACGACAUCUACCAAUCGCCUCCACCGCGGUCAAGAAUUCUCCGUCGACGACGCCGAGGACGAGGUCGACGAGAUGAUCCAGCAGAAGCAAGCGAGAACCACUGGGUCGUUGCGCCGUGUGCCCUCGACUUUGCGCCGCCGGCCUGCCGCCCAGACGCCUGUUCUUGGGAAGGUCGACUCCACUGACGACGAAGACGCUGGACAAGAAAGCAUCCCCGACCUACGGACCUCCGGGGACCUGCAGCCGGCCGGCUCCUCUGGCGACGACACCAUCCGUGCCGACGAGGAAGAAGAGGACGUCGAGCUUGACCAUGGCGACGACGAUGCCGAUCUUAGCGAUGCCGAGAGCUUCACUUUGAAGGACAGGCAGGAGGCCAUCAACGAGACCCAUCCCUUUGGUAUUAGGAUCUGGAAGCCCGCUUUGUAUAAGAAGAAUCGGUCAGUUCAAAAGACGGCAGAAGGAGAUAUCCACUCGACUCCUGGAGGCUUCGUCAGCCCAUGGCUUGUUCUAUUCAACUUCCUCUGGACCCUCGUCUUCGGCUGGUGGCUUGCCGCAAUUGCGGCCGCGGGUGCGUUGAUCUGCUUCUUGCUUGGCUGCGCUGAUGGAUCUAUGGCAUACGGCAGAACCUUCUGGGGUCUCGCCAAGUAUCUCUUCUACCCAUUUGGCAAGUUUGUCAAGUUCAUACAAGAGGAGGCAUACCUGGAAGAAGACGAGGGAGAAGGCCGCAGUAUCAGUGAGUACGAGCAGUGGCAGAGCGGGGAUAUUGAGGAGGGUCGCCUUUUCUUUGGACCUUCGUCUAACCGGGGCUUGGUUGGACGGCACCGCAACAGCAUCGAUUCUUCCGAUGAGACCCAAAGCCUUCUGGGCCGCCCCAGUCGGGGGAGCAACGCAGAUUCUGGCCAUGGCGUAAACACCAAACGGAGACUCUUCGGCCGAGGGAAAUGGACCGUGGGCAGAGUCGUCUUCUUCCUCGUCUUUUACGGUCUUCUGACACCUUCUCUUUUCCUGGUCUCCGGCAUUUGUUGGCUUCUGGUCUUCACGAUUCCAAUGGGCAGAGUGACAUAUCUCUUGUUUGACCAUCUGCGGCGGCACCCACUGGCUCUAUCAUUCCACUCUGAUAUCAACGAUAUCCGCCGGGCGGACGAGCCGGCUUCAUCCAUCCUGCUCUGCACGUACAGGGCGGUGGGUAUCAAGUACUGGAAGUACACUAUCGAUGGAACCAACAUUUUCCUCAUCAACCUUCUCGGUGUCGUCGCUUUCGUCAUCUUCGAUUACUUUGUCCUUGACGAGGCUCUGGGCCUGGAGAUCGCCCUGACGAACCAGUUCUUGCUCUUCACCCUUGCUCUGUUCUCCAUCAUUCCACUGGCAUAUUUUAUCGGCCAGGCCGUUGCAUCCAUUUCGGCCCAGUCGUCCAUGGGAGUUGGUGCAACCAUCAACGCAUUCUUCUCGACGGUUGUGGAGGUCUUCCUCUAUUGCGUUGCGCUCAAAGAAGGCAAAGCACAGCUUGUGGAAGGCAGUAUCAUCGGCAGCAUUUUUGCGGGUGUUCUUUUCCUCCCUGGUCUUUCCAUGUGCUUUGGCGCUUUGAAGCGGAAGACGCAGCGUUUCAAUGUCAAGUCCGCAGGUGUCACGUCAACUAUGCUUUUGUUUGCUGUCAUCGGUGUGUUUGGUCCGACGCUGUUCUACCAGAUCUACGGAAGUCACGAACUCAACUGCCGCGAUUGCCGACAUGGAGGGUCGACAUUGGAGAAUGAACGCGACUGCCGUCGAUGCUACUUCGACCAAUCUCCUGCUGUCCACGACCGUUUCUACUUACAAGCUGUCCGGCCCUUUGUCUGGUUUGCCUCGAUUACCCUCUUCCUUUCUUAUGCCAUUGGCCUCCUCUUCACGCUCCGCACCCACGCCGCCGUGAUCUGGAGCUCUGAAGUGGAUGAGAAGAAGGUGGAAAAGAUGGACAUGGCAGCCACCCAUCUCGCUGGUUCCGGCCAACUACACUCUCAGCAACUUCCCGGUGGUGCUGCUGGUGGUGGCGAUCAGGUUCCUUCUUACGGCACGCUCAGCAAAUCUGAUCAGAACAUUCGCGAGUCAGCCUUGUACAAGCGCAUUCUGGGCCAGUCUCUUAAGCAAGCCGGCCUAUCUCCCAGCGGGGAGAUUGCAGAGCGAGCAAAGUCUUCACACAGUACGGACUCAUACAUACCGCACAUCAUACCACCGCAGGAUGGGGAUGACCAUCACCACGAUGGCCGCAGUCAGCGCAGCCUCAACAUCCACGGCAUGUCGGAAGAUGAGAAUAACCAACUGGUUCGCCAAGUCGCCGAAAUGGCAGCAACUGCUGCUGCUGUUGCUGCUCGGGACGCCUCAGCCAAGCACCACCCUCGGCGGGUCUCGCAAGCUAACCUUGCUGCAUCUACUCACUCUGAGCGCCCGAAUCUCCACAGGACAGGCACCGCUGGCGAAGAAAUUGAUGACGGGCAUACGGCUACUGGUCACGGCGGCGGACACGACGCGCCUAACUGGAGUCGGACGAAAUCAGCAGUUAUUCUUCUGACGGCCACGAUUGCGUAUGCCAUCAUUGCUGAAAUCCUUGUCAACACAGUCGAUGCGGUUUUGGAGAACGUGGAUAUCGAUGAAAAAUUCCUCGGCAUCACCUUGUUCGCUCUCGUCCCGAACACUACUGAAUUCUUGAACGCCAUUUCCUUCGCCAUGAACGGCAACAUUGCUCUUUCGAUGGAGAUUGGGUCCGCGUACGCGCUUCAGGUCUGCCUGCUCCAGAUCCCGGCCCUCGUGCUCUACAGCGCAAUUGAGGGUCGCUUCAUCGACCCGGAAAAUGUUCUUGGCCACACAUUCACCCUAAUUUUCCCUCAAUGGGACAUGGUUACUGUAAUUCUAUGCGUUUUCCUGCUGUCCUACAUGUAUGGUGAGGGCAAGAGCAAUUAUUUCAAGGGCUCGAUUCUCAUCCUCUCCUACCUUGUCGUCAUUGUGGGCUUCUUCUUCGCCGGUUACACCGAUGAAGUCACUAUGGAGAUCAACCGGUUCGACACGCUGGCCCUAGGCGGCAACCCUCAGUUCUCACAGACAUUCAAGACUGUUGGAAAGAGCAGAAGUGGGAGAGCCUACUAG
Lasiodiplodia theobromae is the source of this 3405-nucleotide messenger RNA. RefSeq names its product Sodium/calcium exchanger membrane region. Gene Ontology annotation, molecular function: calcium:proton antiporter activity. The record is from RefSeq and is a predicted model, not a curated record. Gene Ontology annotation, biological process: calcium ion transmembrane transport; intracellular calcium ion homeostasis. The transcript has 5 exons. Lineage: Eukaryota; Fungi; Ascomycota; Dothideomycetes; Botryosphaeriales; Botryosphaeriaceae. Gene Ontology annotation, cellular component: membrane; endomembrane system. The coding region runs from base 1 to 3405 and encodes 1134 amino acids.